CGCGUCAGUCGGAACUCAGCGAGCGGGAAGGUGAUGUCGCGCGCGGAGGGGAACGCCACCAUGAUGGGUUGACUGUGGGCCUGGGGGGGGGACGGACGGACGGAGGGAGGGAGGCGGUCGGACGCUCCGUCGGAAAGAGGAAGUGUGUGUGUGUGUGUGUGUGUGUGUACACGCGCGUGCGUGCGUGUGUGUAUUCCACGCCACGGCCGCCGCCGCCGCCGCCACGCGCGCAGACAUGGAGACCAACAAAGUUCUUCAUUUCGUGCCGUUGGAGGUACCUCCCUGUGGCAUGUCCAAGAAUGGAUACUUCUUUCAGGAAAUGGAGCAGAGGGAGGGCGAGCCGGAUGGGGAACAGGAGGGCCCAGAAGAGGUCCAGGACUCGCCCAUCACCUCUGCGGAUGACGUCCAUCUUUACGACAACCAGGUCACCCCUGGAUCAGAGAGCGACGACUCCGGCUGCGUGCUGCUCAACACGUCCAGGAGGUACGUGAAGCUGAUGAACUUCGAGGAGGAAAUCCGCGCCCACCGAGACCUUGACGGCUUCCUGGCUCGGGCCAGCAUCCUAUUGGACGAGACGGCGGCGUCGCUGGACGACGUCCUCAAGAGAAUGCUGAGACACGUCGGACAGGACGACAACGCCCCGGAGCCGGGGUGCAACUUUGAGGAGAUCAUGAGCUUGCUCUUCACCGACGCCGGCGCACAGGAAGUCAACGACAUGUCUCACAGUUUUGUUUUCUUUGAUGACGUUCACCUUCUGUCCGAGACCAUCCAGGGCGUGACGGCCACGGACACGGGAGUUCACUACCAGCAGUCGUGGCUCUGCAUACUGUGCAACCUGAAGAACCUGCAGCGCCGCCACGUGUGCAUCUCGCGGCUGGAGAGGCCUCAGAACUGGGGGGAGAACUGCUGCGAGGUCCGUUACGUCAUCCUGGUCCUGGCGCCGCUCAAGAUGAAGAGCACCAAGACGGCGAUGGAAUUGGGCAGGACCUUCGCCACGCUCUUCUCGGACAUCUCCUUCCGCCAGAAGCUUCUGGAGACCAAAACGCAGGAGGAGUUCAAGGAGGCUCUGGUGUUCCAGCGCCACCAGCUGACGGCGGCCAACCAGCAGCCCACCGCCCUGGGCAAGGAGGAGACCGACCCCCGCAGACACAAGCCCCUCAAGUGUACAGACUUCUUCCUCGCCGGCCGUGGGAUUUACGAGGACCUGCGUCGCCGCCUUCCUCUCUACGCCUCCGACUUCACAGAUGGCAUCGUGGGUAACAACAAGACCCUGUUGAAGUACAUGACCACGGCCAUCUUCCUGUACAUCGCCAUCCUGCUGCCCGCCAUUGCGCUCGGCUCGCUCAACGACGAGAGCACGCGCGGCGAGAUCGACGUGAGGAAGGCCAUCAUCGGGCAGUCCAUCGGUGGCGUCAUCUACUCGCUGUUUGCCGGUUCGCCUCUGGUCAUCCCGCUCACCACCGCCCCCCUGGCCAUCUUCAUAAGCGUCAUCCGCGGUAUCUGUGAUGACUACCAGCUGGACUUCCCAGCCUUCUACGCCUGCAUCGGGCUGUGGAACUGCCUCUUCCUCAUCCUGGGGGGGGUCUUCAAUCUCAGUCUGGUCAUGAAACUCUUCAAAAGGUCGACGGAGGAGGUGAUCGCUCUGUUCAUCUCGAUCGCCUUUGUCGUGGACGCCGUCAAAGGAACGGUGAAAAUCUUCCAAAGGUACUACCACCCGCCCACGCUGGGCAACGCCAGUGCGGCGGACGUGUCGCACCGCGUCGCCGGGGCGGGGGUCAACGGGAGCGACUCGGGCGUGGCCUCGGUGCUGCAGGCCCUGCCCGACUCGCUGAUCGACUGCACGCGCGAACGGCCCGUCCUCUGCCUGCUGCUCAUGAUGGGAACGCUGUGGAUGGGCUACACGCUCUACCAGUUCAAGAGGAGUCCGUUCCUGCACGCCAAAGUGAGGGAGGUGUUGUCCGACUGCGCGCUGCCCAUCUCGGUUCUUCUCUUCUCCUUCAUCGGAUCGUACCUGUUUAGCGACAUUGAGCUUCCGGUGUUUAAAGUCCACAACAAGCCAACGUUCAGCGUGGCGCCAUUGGAGCGUCUGACGGCCUUGAACGUGCUGAGCGCCAUGGGCCUCGGCUUCCUGCUGGCUCUGCUCAUCUUCAUCGACCAGAACAUCGUCGUCUCGCUCACCAACGCGCCCGAGAACAGGCUGCUGAAGGGCACGGCGUACCACUGGGACCUGAUGCUGUCAGGCCUGAUCAACAUCCUGAUGUCGGUUCUGGGGCUGCCCUGGAUGCACGCCGCCUUCCCGCACUCCACGCUGCACGUGCGCCAGCUUGCCUUCGUGGAGCAACGCGUGGAGGGGGGACACCUCUACGAGACUAUCGUGCAGGUGAAGGAGACGCGCGUGACGUCGCUGGCCGCCAACGUUUUCAUCGGCGCUUCGGUCUUCCUGCUGCCGCUGCCGCUGCAGUGGAUCCCCAAGCCGGUCCUCUACGGCCUCUUCCUCUACAUGGCGCUCACCUCCAUCGACGGCAACCAGAUGUGCGACCGCAUGGCCCUGCUGCUCAAGGAGCAGACGUCGUACCCGCCCACCCACUACAUCCGCAAAGUGCCCCAGAGGAAGAUCCACUACUUCACCUUCCUGCAGAUGAUGCAGCUGCUGGUGCUGUGCACGUUUGGCAUGUACCCCGUCCCCUACAUGAAGAUGAUCUUCCCCUUGGUUAUGAUCCUGCUCAUCCCCAUCAGGAACAGGGUGCUUCCGCACAUCAUUGAGGCCAAAUACUUGGACAUCAUGGAUGCCCAACAUAUGUAGCUGCAGAGGGCGCAAACGGCGCCAGAUGCAACCCAAGAGACCUGCCGCAAAAGGGCGAGGAAAAAGUGAUCUUUGAUUUUUUUUAUUUUUUUUUAAACGCCAAUCUGUGCAAAGGCGAAAAAGGAAGUCCAGCAGCGACUGUUGCCAAAGUGGGAACAUUCCAACAGGGCGGCAAAGUCGCCCGAGGAGCAAUUCCAGAACUCCUCCAUUUUACCGCAGUUGUCGUCCUUGUGUUUGCCUCCAGUACUCGGAACUAUGGCGCAACGGCACAGCCCCCUUUUUUCCCCCCCACACCUGCGUGUUUUUCCACCGUGCUGGUGCUGGUGGUGUUUGGUCCACGUGACGUAUACUUACACUCUGUUGAUGAGUAGUUGAAGACUAGAUCCAAAAGGUAGCAUGGCGUUUUUGGGGGGGGUUACUUUUUCUCCUCUUUCAGGCAUUCCCAUUCGUGUACCAUGCAGGAGGCGGGGCUUGUCUGGCCAUGAUGAUGUCCUUGCCACGCCCACACCUUUGUCCCUAAUAGUACAAAGACGGUCCCACCUUCCUCAAAAGCUGCAGUUGCAAUCGCCAAUACUUGACGAGACUCUCGUGACAGGCAAACCUAUGAUGACAUUUGACAGCAUUUUCUGAACCGCUUCAUCCCCAGGAGGGUCGCACGUGCCAGAGCUUAAUCCAGCUGUCAUUCGUUCCAUUUGAAACAAAACAAAACUGGUAGAAAAUGUCUUCCUGGCCCACCGUUAACCACAAUCCUAAGCCCUCCCCCGUCCUGUCUCCAUCCCCUGACCCAGGGGUCUCAAAGUCGGAUCCUGGGUCCAGCCUGUUUUCGAUGUCUCUCUUCUCCAACGUAGCUGAUUCAAAUGAUCAGCAAGUUCUGAUUGGGCCUGAUCCCGUUCCUGAUCAUUUCAAUCAAGUGUGUUGCAGGGGAAACCUCUAAAACAGGGGUGUCAAACACUUUCUUUGUCACGGCCCACAUUGUAGUUACUGUUUCCCUUGGAGGGCCGCCAUGACUGGGAAUCACAUAAAGAAGUCAAGAAGCUUCUUUUUUUUCUCCCCAAAUAUUUAAGUUACUGUCAUGAGGGUUUUGGUAACCAAAAAGUGCUUCCAAUGUCUCUGUUAUUUAUGACAUAUGAGAAUUCGACGGAUUUUAGGAAGCGUCAUGGAAGGUAUUUGGCUUAAGCGGGCCAGAUAAAUUGAUGUGGCGGGCCCGGUUUGGCCCCCGGGCCUCGAGUUUGACACCUGUGCUAUAAAACAUGCAGGAAAGUGGCCGUCGAGGGCCAGAGUUUGCGACCCCAUCUUCUCCUGUCCUGAAUCCAUGAGCCUAACUGCUAACCCCUCCUCCUCCCUGUCCUGUUGCCCCAAUAACCUGUCCUGUCCCUGACACACAACACUCCCCCUAAAGCCCCGCUAUGCCACUGCCACAAUCCUUCUGGUACGACCCCUAACCUGUCCCAAAGCCCUAUCCAGAACGUUUCCUAUUUCUGUCCUAUGAUUAACCAGAAUCCUUAAAACUGUCCUGUCCCUUAUUGCUCAGCCUAACCCCCGGCAGCAACCCUUCCAGUACUCCUACCCCAAACACUUUUAGUCCCCAACUCUCCUUGUUGUGUCCUGUCCCAAAUCUUAUCCUGGUCCGCGGCCCCAAAAUUCCGAAAGCCAACCUCAUCCCAACGCUUGUAAUGACAACCCUAAUUGGACUCCCAAGCCCCCCCUAGUCCUGUCCCUGAGCCAAACACUCACCGGACGUUUCAUGGGUAAUGGAAAUCAAAACAAAUAUAGACGAUAGGAUAUAUAAAUUGUCAGAUUAUUUAGAAUGGCAGCACAAACCAAAAUGACAAUUCUCAAGAUAUUUUUACAUUGGAAAAAAAAAAUAGCUUUGAAUAUUUAUUUAUCUUAUCAUUACUUUGAAGGAAAUGCCUACGUUGCGUGCUUUGCGUCACUUUCUCAUUUCUUGUGUUGGGAAUGUUUGUCUAGCGCUUUUGGCUUCAUAUGUUUACAUGUAGGAAAACAUGGGCACCAUCCCGAGCCCACUGUCGUUCUGGAAAGUGACAUGAAAAGCAUUCGAAUGCAUCCCUGCAAGGUAUAACGUCACGUAAUAGCCCUCAAUUUUGGAUUCGACACGUUGUUUGCUAGCUAGAGUUUCAGAUUUUUUGUACGCAGCUUAAUUUUUCCCACAACCCGUUGCCAAUUCACAGACGGUCCUCGAAUGCAACACGUGACGAUUCAGCAAUACUGUGUAUAAAAAAAGAGAAAAAAAGCUCAGCGAGCUCUAUUUUUGAAGAUGAA
Molecule: messenger RNA, 5083 nt
Organism: Hippocampus zosterae (dwarf seahorse)
Lineage: Eukaryota; Metazoa; Chordata; Actinopteri; Syngnathiformes; Syngnathidae
Gene: slc4a11
Product: solute carrier family 4 member 11
Exons: 21
Coding region: 236-2803 (855 amino acids)
Biological process (GO): monoatomic ion homeostasis; monoatomic anion transport; transmembrane transport
Cellular component (GO): plasma membrane; basolateral plasma membrane
Molecular function (GO): solute:inorganic anion antiporter activity
Source: RefSeq, a predicted model, not a curated record